AUGGACUCACAAGAAUCGGUGACCUUUGAGGAUGUAGCUGUAGACUUCACUCAGGAAGAGUGGACCCUGCUGGACAGGUCCCAGAGAAAACUCUUCAGAGAUGUGAUGCUGGAGAACAUCAGUCACCUGGUCUCAAUUGGCAGACAACUCUACAAAUCAGAUACAAUUUCCCACUUGGAACCAGGAGAGCACCUUUCAAAAGAAGGGAGAGGUUUGCUGCAAUGCCGGAGCCCCAUCAUUUCAGAUAGGGAAGAUGAUCUUAAAAAACAAGAAAUGAUAUUCAUGCAACAUAUCUGCAAGAAGGACACAACAUUAAUCAGUGCAAUGCAGAGAUCUCACACUCAAGAGGAUCCUUUUGAAUACAAUGAUUUUGGAGAAAAUUUUACUGAAAUACUAACAUGGACUCAAUAUGUGGUACCUAAAAUGGCAAAGAAUUCCUAUAUCAGCAAAGAAUGUGGAAAAGACAGCAGUUAUUUGACAUCUUUUAAUACACAUAAGCAGAGUCACACUACAAGUAAAUCAUACGAAUGUCAUCAACGUGGGAAUGCCUUUAUUCAAAGCUCUGCCCGUAGACAAACCAAUAAUACUCAAAAUGGAGAGAAAACAUUUGAAUGUCAUGAAUGUGGGAAAGCCUUUGGAAAAAGUUCCAACCUUAGGCGACAUGAGAUGAUUCACACUGGAGUGAAACCACAUGGAUGCCAUCUGUGUGGGAAAGCCUUCACUCAUUGCUCUGACCUUAGGAAGCAUGAGAGAACGCACACGGGAGAGAAAUCAUAUGGAUGCCAUCUAUGUGGGAAAGCCUUCAGUAAGAGUUAUAACCUUAGGCGACACGAGAUGAUUCACACCAGGAAAAAACCCCAUGGAUGCCAUCUGUGUGGGAAAGCCUUCACCCACUGUUCUGACCUUAACAAACAUGAAAGAACUCACUUUGGAGAGAAACCAUAUGGGUGCCAUCUAUGCGGGAAGACAUUCAGUAAAACUUCUUACCUUAGACAACAUGAGCGAACUCAUAAUGGAGAGAAACCAUAUGAGUGUCAUCUGUGUGGGAAGGCGUUCACUCACUGUUCUCACCUCAGAAAACAUGAGAGAACUCACACUGGAGAGAAACCAUACGAAUGUCAUCUGUGUGGGAAAGCUUUCACUGAAUCUUCUGUCCUUAGACGACACGAGAGAACCCACACUGGAGAGAAACCGUAUGAAUGUCAUCUCUGUUGGAAAGCCUUUACUGAUUCUUCUGUCCUUAAACGACAUGAGAGAACUCACACUGGAGAGAAACCGUAUGAAUGUCACCUAUGUGGGAAAGCUUUCAAUCACUCUUCUGUCCUUAGACGACAUGAGAGAACUCAUACCGGUGAGAAACCAUAUGAAUGCAAUGUAUGUGGCAAAGCCUUCAAUAGAAGCUAUAACUUUAGAUUGCAUAAGAGAAUCCACACUGGAGAGAAACCAUAUAAAUGUUUUGUAUGCGGGAAAGCCUUCAGUAAAUAUUUUAACCUUAGACAACACGAGAAAAUACAUGUUAAGAAACACCAUAUUUAUAAUCAGUGUGGGAGAGCAUUUAUUCAUCCUUAUUACUUCACUCAACUGAAGGUAAUCCAAAGUGGAGAGAAUCCGUAUGUGGGUCAUCUAUACGACAAAACCUUUAGAUAA
Odobenus rosmarus divergens (Pacific walrus) is the source of this 1647-nucleotide messenger RNA. It is a transcript of the gene ZNF596, whose product is annotated as zinc finger protein 596. NCBI's taxonomy places the organism in Eukaryota, Metazoa, Chordata, Mammalia, Carnivora, Odobenidae. Gene Ontology annotation, biological process: regulation of DNA-templated transcription. The record is from RefSeq and is a predicted model, not a curated record. The coding region runs from base 1 to 1647 and encodes 548 amino acids. The transcript has 6 exons.